UUUUGUGCGAAAAAGGUUUUUUGCUACAAGUUUUCAUUUUUCGGGCGAAAAAUUUAGCAAAUUUUUUGAUACAUUUUGUACUAUAUUUAAGUUGAAAUAUCAGUUAUAAGCGCAAAUGUAUUAAAUGUGAAGUGUUAAAUAUCUUAAUAGAAAUAAUUGGUGUGCUAAAAAUUGUGAGAGAAUUUUUUUUUAGGAAAAAAUUUAUUCCGUUUUGAUAGAGCGAGUUCAUCCAAUCAACUAACGUAUUGCAAUCAUGAGUGAAAACAAUGCGAAGGCAACACCCGAGAAAAAAGAUCCUGAAAUGAAAGGUUGGUUGCUUAAAUGGACUAAUUAUAUUAAAGGUUACCAAAGACGCUGGUUCGUCCUCUCAAAUGGUGUGUUAAGUUAUUAUCGCAAUCAGGCCGAAAUAAAUCAUACUUGUCGUGGCACAAUUUCAUUGCAUGGUGCACUUAUACACACGGUCGAUUCGUGUACAUUCGCCAUAUCGAACGGUGGCACACAAACUUUUCACAUAAAAGCUGGUAACGAGGUUGAGCGCCAAUCUUGGGUUACAGCGCUUGAAUUGGCCAAAGCGAAAGCUAUACGUGCGAUGGAGAGCGAGGAGGAGGAAGAAGAAGAGACCGCGCAAGUGGUGCCAAGUGAGGAACUAAAUACAGUGGUGCGUGAUCUAACGGAACGCUUAGAAAAUUUACGUACUUGUUAUGAUCUUAUUACUAAACAUGGUGUUGCAUUGCAGCGCGCCCUCAGUGAAUUGGAAACCAACGAUCAGGAACAACUAUCUAGCCGUACGAAAAUCGUUAACGAGCGUGCAACAUUAUUUCGCAUAACAUCGAAUGCAAUGAUAAAUGCUUGUAACGAUUAUCUAUCAACAGCGGAAACGCAAGGACAUAAAUGGUCGAAAAUGCUGCUGCACGAACGUGAGCAACGACAACGUCUGGAAGAUAUGGUAGAACAGCUAGCAAAACAACACACGCAGCUAGAGCAUGCUGCACAAUUAAACGUCCAACAAAACAAAAUCAUGCCUAGACAUGGUAAUUCAAUUAUGACAGUAACGUCAGAUGAUGAGAACGAGUUUUUCGAUGCCGAGGAAAAUAUGUGCUUUGGUGAUGAAUUAUUGCAAGAGACUGUUGAGGAAGAACCAUCUACGAGCAACAGAGAUACUGUUGAUCGAAGCUCAGUUAACAUACCAGAACCGAUAACACUAACACCGACAAAUAGUAUAGUUUUAAGAAAACGUAGAACACGCAUACCAGACAAACCAAAUUAUCCAUUAAAUUUGUGGUCUUUUAUGAAGAAUUGUAUUGGCAAGGAGUUGUCAAAAAUACCUAUGCCAGUUAAUUUUAAUGAGCCUCUUUCAAUGCUACAACGACUCGGCGAAGAUUAUGAAUACGCAUACUUAUUAGAUAAGGCGGCACAAACAAACGACAAGUGCGAGCAAUUGAGUUAUAUUGCCGCAUUUGCAAUUACCAGUUAUUCAACAACACGUACAAGUAAGCCCUUCAAUCCGCUUCUAGGAGAAACAUACGAAUGCGAUCGCACAGAUGAUCUCGGCUGGCGCAUGAUAGCAGAACAAGUAUCUCAUCAUCCACCAAUGGCAGCUGUGCAUUGUGAAGGCCGUGGAUGGAAAUGCUGGCAGGAAUUUACUAUGACAAGUAAAUUUCGCGGAAAAUAUUUACAGGUUAUUCCUUUGGGUAACGCAUAUGUGGAAUUCACUGCCUCAGGUAAUAAAUAUACUUGGCACAAAGUCACUACAACUGUAAAUAAUAUAAUUGUUGGGAAACUUUGGGUUGAUCACCACGGAGAAAUGGAGAUGAAAGGUCUAAAAUCAGCAGCCGGCAUCAACGCUCGGAUUAAAUACAUACCAUAUUCAUAUUUUUCACGAGAACAACAACGUAGAGUGAAGGGCGAAGUUUUUGAUGAAAAUAAAUCAGUCAAAUGGUUAUUGCGAGGCACGUGGGAUACAAAAAUUGAAAUAGCUAAAGUAGUUUCAGCAAAUGGUACUACCGAAAAUCCACUAUAUAAAACAAGCCCUUUUACAACUGUGUGGAAUAGACGUUUACCAGAACCUGAUAGUGAUAAAUAUUAUGGUUUCACUGUGUUAGCAUGCCAGCUGAAUGAGCAUGAAGAAAAUGUAGCACCAACAGAUUCGCGUUUGCGUCCAGAUCAGCGUUUAAUGGAAGAAGGCAAAUGGGAUGAGAGUAAUGUGCAAAAAAUACGUUUAGAAGAAAAACAGCGUGCUAAGCGACGGGAACGUGAGUCUGAAGCAGAAUCAGCUGCCUCCGCUGGACGUCCAUAUCCACCAUAUGAAUCUAUCUGGUUUACACGCCAGAAAGAGGAAGGUGUAGAAAGUGUAGUACAUAUUUAUAAUGGCAGAUAUUGGGAGCAUAAGCGUGACCAAGACUGGUCAAUAUGUCCCGAUCUAUACUAAACUUCAAAAGAAACCACUUUCCAUUUGAAAUAAUAAACUAAUAUCGUUCAAAAUCGUUAGAAUGACAGAAAAAAUAAUUACAAUUAAUAA
This is a messenger RNA of Teleopsis dalmanni, 2518 nucleotides long. It is a transcript of the gene Osbp, whose product is annotated as oxysterol-binding protein 1. The record is from RefSeq and is a predicted model, not a curated record. Gene Ontology annotation, cellular component: intracellular membrane-bounded organelle; cytosol; membrane. The transcript has 3 exons. Gene Ontology annotation, molecular function: sterol binding. The coding region runs from base 254 to 2428 and encodes 724 amino acids. NCBI's taxonomy places the organism in Eukaryota, Metazoa, Arthropoda, Insecta, Diptera, Diopsidae.